Messenger RNA from Metopolophium dirhodum (rose-grain aphid), 1301 nucleotides. RefSeq lists its product as uncharacterized. Gene Ontology annotation, molecular function: DNA binding. The record is from RefSeq and is a predicted model, not a curated record. The coding region runs from base 389 to 1147 and encodes 252 amino acids. The transcript is spliced from 2 exons. Lineage: Eukaryota; Metazoa; Arthropoda; Insecta; Hemiptera; Aphididae.
AAAAAUAUUAAAAAUACAUAGGCACACAUUUUUUUUAUAAACAUUAUAAGUUCGAAUUUUGACAAAAUUUAUCAAAUUUAAAUGUUAUAAUUAUUUUGUAGUUAAAAAUGUAUAAAACGUUUAACUUUUAUAGCUAAUAUUUGAAAAUUUAAAAAAAGAUUCUACAUAAAUAGGUUAUAUAUAUAGAUUACUUUAUUCACAAUAAUAUCAUCAAAUAUACUUGGUAAUAUCAUAGGCCAACUGAGUAACUGACCGAAGACGGUCAGUAUCGUUUCUCGUAUACAAUGAUAUUUUAUCAUUGAAUUCAAAUUUAACACCACCCAUUAUUGACCCACUUAUUAUCCCACCUAUCAUUUCAGUUGAUGAUUGUCGAAAAAGAUGGAAAAACAUGAAGGAUACUUACAAUAGACACAAAAGAAAUAGGAAAUUAGGAACGGGAUCGUCAGCGCUAAGCAAACCAACAAAGUGGGCAUUAUCAGAUGCACUAUCAUUUCUAGACGUUGUUUUAUAUGAACGAGAAUGUUUGUCCAGUAUUCAACCCUACACAAAUGAGUAUGCUAGUGAAAAUGAAAAUAACUCUAUUUUAGAAGAUUCAGAGGUUCAAGAAUUGAAUAAUACACCAUCAAUAAUUCCAUCUACAUCACAAGGCUAUGUGGGGCCCAUAGAAGAUAUUAUAGAAGAUAAUAUAGAAAAUAUUAAUUCAGUACCCGAAAAAAGAAAGAGUAACACUGAAAAAUGGCCCCCCAAAAAACAAAAACAAAAUGAAGAAUGGAUCUCUGUAUUAAAACAAGGGAGUGAAGAGAGAAAAAAAAUUUUUGAAAUUAUCAAUAAAGUUGAGGAGGAUGACCCGAUUGAUACUUUUUUCAAGAGUAUGGCAUCAACAGUGAAAACUUUUUCUACUAGCUUAAAAAUUAAAGCAAAAAAGGAAAUUUUUGACAUUGUUAAUAAUUUGGAGUUUCAAAAUCAUGGUAUUAAUAAUGAUUCAACACCCAGAAUAUAUUCAUCAUCUCCAAGUACACAGUCAUCUCAAUCAACAUUUACGACGUAUAAUCACCCAGUUCCUGUAGAAGGUUUACCAGAAGUAGCCAACAACUAUCAAAUAUCAAGAGAAAAUUGGAUGCAGUAUGGAGAAGAUUAUGAUCAAUAAACUCUAUACAUUUUUUUAUUUAUUUGAUAUAAAAAAUGUUUAUUUAAUUUUAAAAUAAAUUGUUAUUUUUGAUUUUCAUUUGUAAGUACAUACAUAUUAUGUUUAUUUUUUUUAUCAAGGAAAAGGUUUUUAUUUAAUUUUAAAAUAAAUUGUU